CAAUAGAAUCUAGAAAAAAGGAGAGGAGAGAAGAGAGAGAGAGAGAGAGAUGUCGAGAGUUUUGUCAGUCGUUUGUGUCCUGCUCGCUAUGGCAUUGGUCCAUGCACGUGCUCGUCACGUGCCGGGAGUGUCUGACGAGGGCAAGACGACGACGCAUGACGACACAACAACGAUGCCCAUGCAUGCAAAAGCAGCUGAUCAGUUACCACCAAAGAGCCUCGGCGACAAAAAAUGCAUCGGAGGAGUCGCUGGAGUCGGUGGAUUCGCCGGAGUUGGUGGUGUUGCUGGCGUGGGAGGUCUAGGGAUGCCACUUAUCGGUGGUCUUGGUGGGAUCGGUAAAUAUGGUGGCAUAGGUGGUGCAGCUGGAAUCGGUGGAUUUCACGGUCUAGGCGGCGGUUUAGGAGGAGUAGGAGGCGGUGUUGGUGGCCUAGGUGGUGUAGGAGGCGGCGUUGGCGGCCUAGGUGGAGUCGGAGGUGGGUUAGGCGGUGUUGGCGGUGUAGGUGGUGUUGGCGGGGGUAUUGGUAAAGCAGGUGGUAUUGGAGGUUUAGGUGGAGCCGGAGGUGGUUUAGGCGGUCUAGGUGGAGUUGGUGGUGGUGGUAUCGGCAAGGCAGGUGGUAUCGGUGUUGGUGGUGGUAUCGGCGGUGGACACGGCGUGGUCGGUGGUAUACUCGAUCCACAUCCUUGAUGAAGAAGAAAUUAAGCAUUAGUAGAGGGCUUUUGUUGAUUAGGGUUUGAUUAAGAAUAAUUAUUUAGCUCGGAUGUCAUUGUUGGUGUUUUUAAGUUGGGUGAUCAGAAUUAGCGUGACUCGUGUGAUCUAUUCUCUCGUUUAAGUUUUCGUUUUGGAACGUUUAAUUUGCUUCGAUUUCGGACCUUCCUUAUGUUAUGUUACUUAUGUAAUAUGUAACUCUCUAUUUAUGUUUAAUCGUUUUUUUGGGUUUAAUUA
Capsella rubella is the source of this 943-nucleotide messenger RNA. RefSeq names its product glycine-rich protein 5. The record is from RefSeq and is a predicted model, not a curated record. The transcript has a single exon. NCBI's taxonomy places the organism in Eukaryota, Viridiplantae, Streptophyta, Magnoliopsida, Brassicales, Brassicaceae. Bases 50 to 685 code for a protein of 211 amino acids.